Mytilus californianus (California mussel) is the source of this 5037-nucleotide messenger RNA. Its product is annotated as sodium/glucose cotransporter 4-like. Gene Ontology annotation, cellular component: plasma membrane. Gene Ontology annotation, biological process: transmembrane transport. The record is from RefSeq and is a predicted model, not a curated record. The coding region runs from base 87 to 2180 and encodes 697 amino acids. The transcript has 15 exons. NCBI's taxonomy places the organism in Eukaryota, Metazoa, Mollusca, Bivalvia, Mytilida, Mytilidae. Gene Ontology annotation, molecular function: D-glucose:sodium symporter activity.
UGUACACAAGCGUGGCGGAUUUUUAUUUGUGGUAAAAUAGGCAGUGGUUUAACAAGUUGACCUUUAUACUGAUUCUAUAUCUCAAUAUGGCAUCCGACACAGUUGCUGGUACACAACUUCACUAUGGCGAUUUUAUCGUUAUUAUUGGAUAUUUUGUAUUUGUUCUGUUUAUUGGGCUUUGGUCCUCAAGGAAGAAUAGAGGCAGUGCAGGUGGUUAUUUCUUGGCUGGAAGAAAUAUGAAUUUCAUAUUGGUUGGAUCCUCAUUGUUUGCUAGUAAUAUCGGAAGUAUCCACUUUGUUGGCCUGGCAGGAUCUGGUGCUGCAUCAGGUAUCUCUGUUGGACUGUAUGAAAUUAAUGCUAUGUAUAUUUUGCUGAUAUUGGGAUACCUGUUUCUGCCAGUAUAUAUUUCUUCAGGGGUGUUUACAAUGCCAGAAUACAUGAAGAUGAGAUUUGGUGGAAAAAGAAUUCAGAUUUAUCUGGCUAUUUUGUCAUUGUUUGUGUACAUCUUCACCAAGAUUUCAGCAGAUUUGUAUGCAGGGGCUAUAUUCAUUGAGCAGUCUCUAAAGUGGGAUAUAUAUGCAUCUAUAACAUUGUUGUUAACUAUUGCUGCCAUCUUCACUAUAGCAGGUGGAUUAACAGCUGUGAUCUGGACAGAUUUUGUUCAGGCAAUUCUAAUGAUUAUAGGAGCUAUAGCAUUGAUGAUUUUGGCCUUUGCCAAGGUUGGUGGAUUGAGUGGUUUGAUAGAGAAAUAUCCCAAUGCCAUUGCUAAUCAAACCAUACCAAACACAACAUGUGGAUAUCCUAGGAAGGACUAUAUGAACUUGUGGAGAGACAACAAUGCAGACAUACCCUGGGCUGGAGUUAUUGGACUGUCAAUUAACUCCAUAUGGUAUUGGUGUUCAGAUCAGGUGAUUGUCCAGAGAGCAUUAGCAGCUAAGAACUUUGAUCAUGCCAAAGCAGGAACACUAUUCUGUGGUUAUCUUAAGAUCCUACCCCUGUUCCUGCUUAUUUUCCCAGGAAUGAUUGCCAGAAUUCUAUAUCCAGAUACUGUAGGAUGUGCCACACCUGAGACUUGUAUGGAAGUUUGUGGUAGUAGGUCAGGAUGUAGUAAUAUUGCCUAUCCUUCACUAGUCAUAGAUUUGAUGCCACCAGGAGCACGAGGCUUGAUGCUUGCUGUAAUGUUAGCUGCCCUGAUGUCCUCUCUAACUUCUAUAUUUAACAGUAGUUGUACUAUCUUUGCUUUGGAUAUCUGGUUACACAUUAGGAAGAAGGCAUCUGAGUUAGAGGUCAUGAUAAUUGGCAGGAUAUUUGUUGUGGUGUUAGUUGUUAUCAGUAUUGUCUGGAUUCCUGUUUUAAGAGCCUCAGAAGGUAGUGAACUGUUUGUGUACAUACAAGAAGUAUCCAGUUUUAUGCAACCUCCAAUAUGCUGUGUAUAUCUCCUGUCCAUUUUGUGGGAUAGAUUGAAUGAAUUGGGAGCAUUCUUUGGUUUGGUGUUAGGAAUGGUAGUCGGAUUGAUCCGGUUUAUUGUGGAAUAUUCCUACUCUGUACCAGAUUGUGGUGAUCCAACACAAGAUCCACGGCCAGCAUUUAUAUCAAAGUUUCACUACUUGUAUUUCUCCAUCUUUGUUUUUUGCCUGACAGGCAUUACAGCUAUUGUUAUCAGUUUGUUGACCAAACCUAUUGACAAACAAUGUCUAGAACGUUUGACCUGGAAGACUCGACACAGUAAACGUCCAAGACUUGACAUUGAUAAGGUAAUGAAUGAUGAACAGGAAUCCUCUGUUGAAAAUGAAAAUAAUGGUUCUGCUGAAAUGGAUGUUUUUAAAGAGAAAGACGCUAUAGGAAACGAGGAAACAAAAGAAGAUAUAACUGAUAACAGCAGUAUUGAUAUGAAAGAAAAAGAGGCAUUGAAUGAACAAAAUAUUGUCAGUCCAGUGGAAGUGGUGUUAGAGGAUAAACAUAAUGAAGUCACAUACAAUGAACAUAUCAGCGUAUUCAAGAGAAUAGCCUAUUGGUUAUGUGGGAUGGAUGAAAUGAGCAGAAGAUCUUUAGCUAGUCAUGGUGUUGUUCGACAAGAUAUGGUGUCAAUAAAAGAAAACAGAAGGUGGAAGAUUACAUCCAAUGUUUUAGCUGUAAUAUUAAUGGGUGUGGUUGUCUUUCAUUUUAUAUACUUUGCCUAAAUGUGCCAUACGUUUUACAAGCAUUUUAGUGUCAAUUCCAUAUUAUAUUAAAAUUAUAUUUAUUAUAAUUGGAGUUUAUUAAGAACUUGUCAUCUCACUCUAUUGGGCAGUUAAUUAUCUUUGCACACGGUCUAUGACGUCACAGUGCACAUUCAAUUCUAAUCUAAUUUUGCUACGUCAUUACUUCACACGAUGUUUGUGUAGGAUAUGUGUCUGCAAGUUAAACAUGAACUUCUAUUGUUUUGGUCAGCUCUUUGACAUAAAAAUGAUUAAAUCUAUAGUACCAUGGUACCAUGGACUUUGAAUCAUGCUAUCUGUAAUACUUAUACACGAAUCCUAAUUUUUAUGAAUCAUUGGAUGCACAAUUAUCCAUGAAUGUUGAUUAAGGUUGUGUAUCACGCUACUGAAUAGCAAAUUUAAGAUCAUCCUGUCUAUUAUUUUAAGUUAUAUCACAAGCUUUAAAAAUUAUAUAUUUACAAACAUGCUUAGAUUUUAAGAUUUAAAUAAUGUAAAGCUUUUAUAUGAAUUAUAUGUUAUUUCAUUAUAUUAUGAGUGAAGAUAGAGAUUUUAUAAUUUAAGAUUUAUAUUGAUAUACAUUUUUUGGUGUGCAUAAUAUACGAACGAAAUUUCAAUGUGCGGUGUGAGCUUUGAAAUUGUCCAUUUUAUGUUGGCAAGGAUUAUUUCCCUUGCAGUAAUUAUCUCUUACUAUUGCAUAAUUUUAAGAAAAUAUAUUAUGUUUUAAUCAAAAUUUGUUUAUAUUUAUGAUAAUACAUUUGUAAUACAUUUGUAAUUUAUGAUAUGAUAUGAUAAGUAAUUUAUUGAUUUUUACAUUUAUGAUAUACUUAUUAUACAUUAAUUAUUUAACAUAUCAUUUAAUCAUAGAAGUUAUUAUGUGCCAUUUGGCAAUUAUUUGGAUUUUUGGCAAUAACAGUUAUAUGUCUAUCUUAUUCAUCUGGUAUAGAAAAAUAUGCCCUGCUUAGGAUAGUAGAGGGGCAUUGUGUUUUCUGGUCUGUCCAUCUGUCCAUCUAUCAUUAUUUUGUCUGUUCGUACAUCAUGUAUCAUGUUAAAGUUUUUGGUUAAGGUAGUUUACCACCAAGUUGUGGUCACAUCAACAAAAAUCUUAGUACACAUGUUCAUUAUGAUGUGAACUUUUAAAAUUGUAUGCCAAAUUAUGGUUUUGACCUAGAUUUCAUGAUUCACUGAACAUGGAAAUAUUAUAUUGUGAAAUCAUGCCAUUCUCAGGUUUAAGUUUUUGGUUAAGGUUGUUUACUGUCAAGUUGUGGUCACAUCAACUUGAAACACACUACACAUAUUCAUUAUGAAGUGAACUGUUCAAACUACAUGCCAAAUUAGGGUAUUGACCUCAAUUUCAUUGUUCACUAAACAUAGAAAUAUAGUCUAAGGGCGGCAUGGUGUCCAUGGACACAGAUUCUUGUCUUAUGCUAUUUUAAUCACAAAUAACUCAUUUUUAUAAUACAAUUAUUAAUCUGUUAUUUAUUUAGUUUGAACAGUAUUAAUUGUGCUAUAAAAAUAAUGAAUGUUUUCAUUUUAAGUCAUCUGUGACCUAUCGGAAUCACUUAUUAUCACUUGUCCACCAUCCAUUGUCUGACAGUGUGUUAACUUUGUUUUAAAUCUCCUCUUCUGAAAUGACUGUGCAUAUCAGAGCCAAACUUGGUCAUAAUGGUUUACGGUAUCUAUUUCAAAAUUUGUCUAAAUGUUCCUGUCAAACAAAGAACAAGACUGCCAUACAACAUAAAAUGAAGGGGGAAAAAAAACCUGUCACAGACCAUUGCUAAGAAAUUUGUGAGAAAUAAUAUCAUGAAUACUUUUAUAGAUAGAAACUAUAUAAACAGCAAAAGUAAUCAUUGAUAUAUGAUCCUCAUGUGACAUUUGUCAUCUACUUGUCAUUUCUUUGGCUUAUAUUUGUAAUGUCUAGGUAACCUUCACUGUUCGUAGUUUCUUGACAUGGAAAAUAUAAAUAUUUUUGAUGACUUUUUAAACAAAAAGAAAGCAUUUUUUGAAGAUUAUCAAGAACAUGAAGUCUGCAUGUGAAUGAUUUAAACAAGAAUGUUAAAAGAUUCUUUAAGGAUGUUCGCUCCUCUUGUUUUUGAAUUUUUGCCAGAUUUUCGGAAUCCUCUGGUUUUAUCAAUGUUUUGCCAUUAAAUAAUUUUGUCCACUAACCCCUACUUUUCUUUUCAUAAUUUUAUUUCAUAUAGUUUUAAAAGCCAUGUUUUACCUUCCCAUGAAUAAAUGCACCUACUAGUACUAAUUAAUGCCCGUUACCUCAUUGUUUUCUUGUGACUGCUGUAAAUGAAAAAAAAUUAUAAAGUUUUUAUUUUUGCAGAAAUUGCAACAGGAUUGGUCAACUAAACAUAAAAGCUACAUUAUAUUAAAUUAUGAUAGCAUUAUUUGUUUGCAGCAUUUAUUAAAAUCACAAAAAUCAAUCACACAUUUUUGUCCAUUUUUCAAAAUUGCAAUAAUAAAUGCAUGCAAAAUAUAUUUACAGUAUAAUUAAUAACUGUUCCGUAAUUGAGAAGAACAUAAUCCACAGAAAGUAUAGUUCUCAAUUAAAUAUAUUUGAUUCAUACAUGCUAUGCAAAUUUUUCAGCACAUCAUGAUACUGCAGUUUCAUAUUGACACAAUAAUCGAUCAAAAUAACGUGUCAGCUUAAAACCUUGACAUUACCGGUACUAACAAUUUUGUGCAUCAAAAACAUUUUCUUUGACAGUGACUUGUUAUUCAAUGCACGGAAUACAUCCUCAGUUAGUCAUCAUUGUACAUAAUAUUUGUAAUUUUUAUACCUCAAUUGUUUAUACCUCAGAUGAAUUAUAAGUUUACAAAGCAAUCAUGAAGAAAA